Messenger RNA from Sinocyclocheilus grahami, 1520 nucleotides. It is a transcript of the gene rpusd1, whose product is annotated as RNA pseudouridine synthase domain containing 1. Bases 432 to 1313 code for a protein of 293 amino acids. NCBI's taxonomy places the organism in Eukaryota, Metazoa, Chordata, Actinopteri, Cypriniformes, Cyprinidae. The transcript is spliced from 5 exons. Gene Ontology annotation, biological process: enzyme-directed rRNA pseudouridine synthesis. The record is from RefSeq and is a predicted model, not a curated record. Gene Ontology annotation, molecular function: RNA binding; pseudouridine synthase activity.
CGGUGGCGGUAAUGCACCUAUUAGUUGGUUUGCUAACCGCCAAUAAAAUACCAAAGAAGAAGAAGAAAAAGAAACGAAAAGCAGUCAGAGUAAGACAUUUUUUGCACGACCACUGAAUAAAGCGUGUGCGAUCUAAUGCUUCCUCUCGACACACGCUCCGAAGCCUCGGCACAGAACGUAACAUAAACGUAAGUUUGCUCUGCGCAGAGGAAUGAAAAACAGAAGCCUGGACGUUAAUAAUCCACAACCAGCAUGCUGCACAACAACAGUUAAAGCUGGGUCAAUAACAAUGCAACAAGGCAAACAGCAUAUGCUAACUGUGCCUUUAAUAGUCAGUCUUUAUUGGUCAUUAUAAAUAUUGUCACAAAGCUUCUUGAUGCACCACACAGAAGAAGAAUAACACUGGUCUUGCUUUGCACGAGAAGGGAAGCAUGGAGCCUGCGAGCCUGGAGAACUUGUGUGUUUUGUACCACAGCGCAAACUAUAUAGUUGUCAACAAACACUGGGAUAUCCGUAUCGACAGCAAAAUGUGGUAUGAGAAACAGACUGUCCAGAGUCAGCUGAAGCAUCGCUUCCCAGAGCUUGCAGAUCCUGGCACCUACUACGGCUUCAGGUUUUGCCAUCAACUGGAUUUCUCUACUAGUGGUGCUUUGUGUGUAGCACUGAACAAGGCAGCAGCAGGGCAUGCGUACCGCUGUUUUAAAGACAGACUUGUGACCAAAGCUUAUCUCGCUCUGGUCCGUGAUAUUGUGGCUGAGGAGAAAAUGGCACUGGACUUUGCGAUCGGCAAGAACACCACAGAGGGCAAGACCCAUAUGAUGUGUACUGAAGGAACAGACGGUUGUGAGAAUCCUAAGACCUGUCAAACAGAGCUGACAGUUUUAGAGUAUGGAGAAUAUGACGGAGAUCCAGUGACAAAAGUGCUUCUGCAGCCACUGACAGGACGGACGCACCAGCUCCGAGUUCACUGCAGCGCCAUUGAUCACCCCAUAGUGGGAGACUACACUUACAGUCUACGCACAGACAAUGCUCCGUAUCGCAUGAUGCUGCACGCCUACUUCUUGCACAUCCCACUAGAGAAUGAACCCAUCCACGUCACAGCCCCAGAUCCCUUUGUACCCACCCUCGACUCCAAAUGGGCACCACAAAGAUGUGUGAAUGUUCUGGAGGAUUUACUGAAGAAUAUUUUGACACAACCACAAACUGAAAUCCGAGAAGAUCCAGAGCCAGUGCACGGGAGGAGCAGCCCAGUGGAGAGUGAGGAGCAACAGGCACAGUGUCAGCAGUGGUUAUGUGAGUGGAAUCUGGACUGAGGAACUCUUACACUGUUUUACCAGUACAGUACUGAAGCUAUAUUGCAGUGUCCCCAGCUCUAGAGUACCCUUUAAAAGGUAGUCUGUAGUCAGCGCUCCUCAAGAACAGUAAGAACUGAAGGCAUAAAGGGGUUUUGAACCAAUUGGCUGAUCUGUGUAUGAAGAAGAGCACUGUGUGCCAUAGUGUACAUUAUAGAGACCCCCCCC